AUGGUCGUAACGCAAAUCCACAGUGUUCUUCAACGCCUACGACAAGAACAUUUCGUCGCCUCCAUACUCUUCGCCGCCGCAGCCACCACCAUACUUCUAAUUACGAUACUACUCCAGUACUUCAAACCAGUCGGAAAACGCAGAGGGAAAGAUGGAAGACGUCCCGUUCUGCCACCAGGCCCCGAAGGCGUUCCCCUAUUCGGGAACCUGCUUCAAGUCAAUGCCAGCAAAGGAGACCCCUACAACAGAGGCCUCCUCUCCAUGGCAAAAUACGGAGAAAUGACUACCCUCCACCUAGGCUCAAAGACUCUAGUCCUCCUAAACAGCAGCCGCGUCGUCAGCGAGAUCAUUGCCAAGCGAAGCAGCCAGACGAGCACCCGAACUCCCAUGCCCAUCUCCAACGACAUCGUCGGCCGCAACCGCAAGUCCCUCAUCAUGUCCCAAAAGGACUGGGCCGAGCCCCGGCGCGUCAUGCACUCCCUCCUCAGCGGCACCGCCCUCCGCCAGUACGGCGAGUUCCAGGAGCUCGAGAGCACUCAGAUGAUGGCCGAGUACGUCUUCAAGCCGGGCAUGUGGUACCGCCACCACUACCGCUACGCCAAUUCGGUCAUCCACCGCAUCGCCCUCGGCGAGCGCCUGGUCAAGAGCGAGGAGGAGCUCGUCGACAUGCAGAAUGCAGUCACCUUCUUCGUCGGCUCCAUCGGCUCCAGCAUCAUCGACUGGUUCCCCGACCUCGCAAAACUCCCGCGCUUCCUCCAGCUCUGGCGCCCGCACUGGGAGGCUCUCGGCCAGUGGAACUACGACCUCUACGACCGCUGGUACAGCCCCAUCGCCGCAAAGGUCGAAAACGGCACCGCGCCCCCGUCCUUUGUCCGCGACACGCUGCUCCACCCAGACACGAAGUACAAGGGCGACCACGUCGACGGCAUGUACGUCGCCAUGCAGCUCAUCGAGGCCGGCAGCGACACUACCCGCGAGGCCCUCAACAUCAUGACCAUGGCGGCGCUCGAGUACCCGGCCGUCUUCCGCGCCGCGCGCGCCGAGGUCGACGCCCUCUGCGGCGUCGACGAGCAGGCCCGCCUGCCCACCCUCGCCGACAUGGACGACCUAAAGUACAUUUGCGCCAUGGCCAAGGAGAUUUUGCGCUGGCACGUCAUCUUCCCGCUCACGCCGGACCACACGACGUCCGCAGACAUGGAGUUUGAGGGUUACUACUUCCCUGCGGGCACCGGGUUCGCCAUCAACGGCCCCGCCGUCGCCAACGAGUGCGAGGACCCGGACGAGUUCAAGCCCGAGAGGUGGUUAGACGGCCACGAGGCGGAUAUCGCGCACGGGUUAUGGGCUUUUGGCGGCGGGCGGAGGAUAUGUGUGGGAUACCGCCUGGCUCAGCGCAGCAUGUUUUUGAAUAUUGCUAGGCUGGUUCAGUGUGUCGACUACAAGCCUAACGGACCAUACAACAGAAACAUUCUGAAUCUGGAGGCCACGGGUGAGCCCUUCCCCGUCAAGGUCGAUAUGAGGAAUAAGCAUUACGAGUCUCUCAUCCUGCGAGAGGCUCAGGUUGCUGGUGUUUUGGAGGACGCCAAGCUGAUGCGAGACUAA
Colletotrichum acutatum is the source of this 1599-nucleotide messenger RNA. RefSeq names its product cytochrome P450. The transcript has 3 exons. The record is from RefSeq and is a predicted model, not a curated record. Lineage: Eukaryota; Fungi; Ascomycota; Sordariomycetes; Glomerellales; Glomerellaceae. Bases 1 to 1599 code for a protein of 532 amino acids. Gene Ontology annotation, molecular function: iron ion binding; oxidoreductase activity, acting on paired donors, with incorporation or reduction of molecular oxygen; monooxygenase activity.